This is a messenger RNA of Plasmodium coatneyi, 1083 nucleotides long. RefSeq lists its product as uncharacterized. The record is from RefSeq and is a predicted model, not a curated record. Bases 1 to 1083 code for a protein of 360 amino acids. NCBI's taxonomy places the organism in Eukaryota, Apicomplexa, Aconoidasida, Haemosporida, Plasmodiidae. The transcript is spliced from 2 exons.
AUGAUUGGAUUGGCCAGGUGGAACGUCACAUUUUUGGGUACCCUCCUUGGCUUCCUAAUUCUGAACGCAUUGUCUUACCCCGAAUCUGCACCCCGCGGAAGGAGCCUUUCCGAGCUGUCCCUCUAUCUGGAGAAUCUCGCAGAAGCAGAGAACUACCAAUUAGGUAAUUUUCAACCCCACGAUUAUGCCGUACAGGAAUACAAUCGCCACUGUAGCAGAUGGAAUAAUUAUAACUGUGGAAAUGCAUAUGACAGGGAAGCUACAUCCCACGACCAGGUGUAUAGAAAGGAAGGGUACGAGUUAGCCUCGGCGAAUAACAACGGUCUCUGGGGCCAAUACAAUUCAUGUCAAAAGCAGCGCAUAGAUGUUUAUCGAAAUGGAAAAAAAUUGAGAUUUGGAGACGAAAUUGAUUUUUCAUUGUGUAAAGAAAAUCAAAUAAUUAUAAGAAAAUACAGCAAAAAUGGUAGACUCCCCUUUGGAUGCACCCAAUGGGAUCUUUCGCAAAUUUUGUCGAACAAACAACUUUUAAAAAAGGUAACUUAUAUAAAGUUAGAUAUAAGUAUGCGUAAAGCCUUCAUUGGUUACUACUACUUUAUUGUUUACCUAAACAGAUGCUACUAUAGGAUGGUACAUAAAUUGAGAACGUGGUUCAUGGAUUUAGCAAAUUCGUAUAACAUACCCAACAACGUUCGACUGGCGUACUGGGAGGAGUGUCAAAAGUAUCUCAUGAAGGACCUGGGAGUAAUAGAAGAAAUGUCUACAAAUUAUUUCGAUAAACUUGUAACAUCGUACCACACGGUGUCCUUUAUAUACUAUGAGUUGCUCUUGGCACGCUGUAGAACAUUGUGGAAAAAGGUUAUAUUAAAUAACAGAGUACAAUGGAGCCGUAUAUUGUCAUCGUGGGUCAUGAAAUAUAGAUCGGAUAUGAAGCUUAGGGAACAAAAACGCAGAAGAAUUGGGGAGAGCAGAUACGACCACCAUAGCGUCAGCGACCACGCAGAGACAGCAUCAUAUACCACGGAGAUACAGUCCCAAGUACCACAGGGAAACAGCGAUGACGUUGGUGAUCUGAUUUCCUGGUAA